Messenger RNA from Ictidomys tridecemlineatus (thirteen-lined ground squirrel), 2659 nucleotides. It is a transcript of the gene Znf446, whose product is annotated as zinc finger protein 446. The record is from RefSeq and is a predicted model, not a curated record. Gene Ontology annotation, biological process: regulation of DNA-templated transcription. NCBI's taxonomy places the organism in Eukaryota, Metazoa, Chordata, Mammalia, Rodentia, Sciuridae.
AGGACAGGGGAGGGGGCGCCGCCUGCUGAACUCCACGGCAGUCGCCAGGAGUUUGAAGAUGCGCUCCUGGGCUCACGAGGCUCACGGGAAACGUAGUCCUCGGGGAGCAGGCGGUGCCUGAAGGGCCGGCGCGGGAUUGGCCGGGCUGGGGUCGCCAGGGCAACGCGCGGGCGGGGCGAGCGGGGGUGUGCGCAGCCACUUCCGGGAAGUGGCCGCCGGCCGGAGCGGCUGCCGAGGUCCCUCUGGGUGAUUCCAAAAAGACCCUCUGAAACGAGAAUGCCAUCCCCACUGGGGUCCCCACACCAGUCCCUCAGUAAUCUUGAGACCACCCUUGAGGAGCCUGAGGCUGCACGACUAAAAUUCCGUGGAUUCUGCUACAAAGAGGUGGCAGGGCCCAGAGAGGCCCUGACCCGGCUGAGAGAGCUGUGUCGCCAAUGGCUGCGGCCUGAGUCAUGUUCCAAGGAACAGAUGUUAGAGCUGUUGGUGCUGGAACAGUUUGUGGGCACACUGCCCCCUGAGAUCCAGUCCUGGGUGCAAGGGCAGCGACCAGGCAGCCCUGAGGAAGCUGUAGCUCUAGUUGAAGGGCUACAGCACGACCCUGGGCAGCUGUUGGGCUGGAUCACAGCCCACAUCCUGAAGCCAGAGGUGCUUCCUGCAGCCCAGAAGACAGAGGAGUCCUCAGCAAGCCCCUGCCCCUCAGGAACAGUGGAGUUCUCUGGGGCAGCCCCUGGAGAGGGUCCACAUAAUGCCAGGAUGGAAGGGUCUACCCAGCUCAGCUGCAGUGUGAAGGAGGAGCCCAGUGCUGAUGGGCAGCAUGUGGCACCUCUCAGUCCACUGCUUCCAACCCAGUCUCCCAAGGGGCAUCUUAGACACCAGGACACAGCCUCCACUUCCUUCCACCCACCCAGGAUUCAGGAGGAGUGGGGGCUGCUGGACCCAUCACAGAAGGAGCUGUACUGGGACGCGAUGCUGGAGAAGUACGGCACGGUGGUCUCGCUGGCAGGGCUGCCACCCCCGCCAGCCAAAGAGCGGGCUGAAUCCAAGUCAGAGCCUGACAGUGAGCCAGAGCUGGGGACACCAUGCUCCGGACCCGAGGUUGGUGAGAGCCGCUGCCCAGGCGAGCGCAGCCUGAACCACCCAGAAGUCGGGGCUGAGGUAGAUACUCCUGGGCGCAGCCAGGUCUGCACAUCCCCACCACCAGCACUGCCACUCCCGUUCUCCCCCGCGCAGCCGAAGCCCUACGUGUGCCCGCAGUGUGGCAGGGGCUUCGACUGGAAGUCCGUGUUCGUCAUCCACCACCGCUCACAUGCAGGAGGCCCCUGUCCCGAGAGGCCACCACAGGCACCCCGGGAGCCAGUGGCACGACCCCCACGGCGCCCGGUGGGGCCUCGGAGCUAUACCUGUGAGGAAUGUGGGCGUAGCUUCAGCUGGAAGUCGCAGCUGGUCAUCCACCGGAAGAGUCAUGCUGGCCAGCGGCGCCACUUUUGUAGUGACUGCGGCCGCAGCUUUGACUGGAAGUCCCAGUUGGUCAUCCACAGGAAGAGCCACCAGCCUGAGGCCCCUUGAGCAGGAGGGCUGCCCUCCUGGGGGGCGGUAGAGGGGGACACCUGUGGACCUCUGGGCCUAGAUAGAGCACCCUGGGGGCCAACUCCAGCCUACUGGAGACUCAGGGGGACCUUCCCCCAAAAGUCCACCUGGGAGUGAGGGAAAGCUGCUCUGUUCUUCCUGCCCUGCCUUCUAGAGGAGGCCUGGGUUGGAAUCCAAGCUGAGUGGUGACUGUGGGGUGAUCACCAAGGCCUCCCUACCUGAGGUAUAAAAGCCCAGGACAUGCCCUCCUCCUGGGACCUCUUGCUCAAAAACUGCCUUGCUGCCCCUUCCUACAGAAGUCCCUGUGGAAGGUGGCAGUAAGCUCAGAAAAGCACAGCUGAUGUCUGUCCUGCUGUGUGAGACCCCUGGGCCUCCAUGUGCACGUUACACCCUUAACACAAAUCAUAUGUUUUUAGCAGGUAAGUUUCUGAAUAAGAACCCGAUUUCUCACUUCUGUUGGUCAGAUCAGCAAUCUGUCUGGCAGCUGGAGGCUCAGGGCAAAUCCUAGAAUUGCCGACCCUACGGUCACAGCCCCAGAUCCCCCAGCCUACUUUCAUCCUCUGCCACCAGCCUUUAAACUCUUGAGCCUGGGUUUGGGUAGACAGGGCACUUCUUUUCAAAGCAUAGAUGGACAAGAGUGACCUCUGAAGGGUGACAGAUGUCCCUGAGGCCAUGCAAACCUUCACGCCAGGGCUGCAUCCUCACAUCCUUAGUUGGUCAUGCAGCAGAAAGGCAGAGGAUCCCACUGCCCCAGGAGACCUGUCUGGCUUUCUGGACAGUCACUCAGGACUUCCUAAUAACUGCUCCAACGAACUCAGGGGCAUGAAACACUGUAGUUUUAUUCUAUGUUGGUUUUUAAGGUCAGAACUCUGAGACAUGUCUCAGUGAACAAAAUCAGUUUAUCAACAGGGCUGCUAGUUCCUCCUGCAGAAUCUGGGAGAGAAUCCACCUUCUAGAGGUGUCCUGAAUUCUUGACUCACGGCCUCCUCCUUCAUUUUCAGUGCCAGCAGUAGCCAGUCAAGUCUUUUUACAUUACAUCACCGCCACUCUUCUGCCCGUCUUCCACUUAUAA